GGUGGGCUGGUGGGCUGGUGGGCGAGUGUGGUGGGUUCGUCAUUUGUUUUUGGUGCUAACUGCACUCCACUCUAUCCCCACUGUUGCUCAUACCUUCUCUUUUGAUUUAUAUUUUGUAUCUGUAACCUCAAGAAUAUCCUUUCCUCUUGAUCUUUCCUGGCUGAAUCACGCUGUCGGCACCAUCGCAUCAAGCCAUGGUGGUUCGCUCUUCGAUUUGCCACCCUGCUCUUCUUUGUUCUGCAUAGCAUUUUCUGAUUCGCAAUUCUUGCUUGAGAUCGUAUUACCGAGUGCCUCGGUGUUUUUUCUACCUGUCUAUUACCACCCAUUGUUGAGCAAUCGUGCGAUUUCAAUAGGGGUCUAGUCGGCUCCCUACAACAAGCCACAAUGUCAAACUUCAGAGACCCGGAGAAGGACAAUUUUUCGGAGCCACUAUCAGCGACACACUCCCCCACAGCUCAGCACGCCUUGGUAGAAGAUCCCGAGAAGGAUAUCCAUACUACAUCAUCCUCCCCAACCCACACGGCACAUUCAAAUUCCUCUCAUGACUCGAUCAACUCAAACCCAUUGUUUGCUUUGGAACGGGCUCUGACAGCAACCGAUCUCGCCACAGAAGCAGAACGAGCUGCCCGUCCAGCAUUGACAUAUACCAGAACAGGAGCUUCGCUAGCCACUACUGGAUCCCGACUUCCAUCGUUUGAAGUCGAUUUCGCUGAUGGAGAUAAUCCUUUGAAUUGGCCUCUGUGGUAUCGAAGUUUGGUUAUUGGAGCUGUCAGCUAUUCGACAUGGACCGUCGUUUUAUACAGCACCAGUUACACCAGCAGUAUGCCUGGAAUGAUGGAGGAGUUCCAUGUUACAAGCGAGCCAGUAGCCACGCUGGGAGUUACAACAUAUCUAUUAGGAUUGGCUGUUGGAAGUCUGAUACUUGCCCCGCUAAGUGAGAUGUAUGGUAGAAGAAUCGUUUAUGCCGGAAGUCUGGCAUUCUAUUGUUUGAUGGUGUUACCGUGUGCAUUAGCUACCUCGCUUUCGGAAGUUCUUGUUGUUAGAUUCUUUGGUGCUGUUGCUGGAUCAGCUAUGAUUGCCAAUGCCCCUGGCUCCGUUUCCGACAUUGUCACAGAAAAUUAUCGAGCUCUUGCAUUCAGUAUCUGGAGCAUAGGUCCCAUGAAUGGACCAGUAACAGGACCUCUGAUUGGUGGGUUUGCUGCUGAGUAUCUGGGAUGGAGAUGGACGAAUUGGCUGGUCAUGAUCUUGUCAGGUGCUGGGUGGUUCUUUUGCUCCUCUAUGCAAGAGACGUAUGCACCUGUUAUCCUGCAAAGAAAAGCAGCAAAGAUGCGAAAAGAGACAGGGGACGACAGAUGGUGGUGUCGGUAUGACCAGAAGGCAAGCCUUUUCGAAAUGCUGAAGAUCAACCUUUCGAGACCAUUCAUUCUAUCUUUUACAGAGCCAAUAUUAUGGUUCUGGAAUGCUUAUAUCGCGAUCAUCUAUGGAAUCUUGUAUCUUUGUUUCGUUGCCUACCCACUCAUCUACACUGGUCUCCGUGGUUGGUCUCUCGGCUUCACAGGCCUUGCUUUCAUCGGCAUUGGUGUCGGUACAAUGAUUGCGAUCGUCACUGAGCCCCUCGCACGCCGGGUCGUCAAUUCACACAAGAAAGAUCCCGAGACAGGCCGUGUCUAUCCCGAAGCAUCGAUCAGUAUUGUAUGUUUCGCAUCGCUUCUAUGUCCUAUUGGCCAACUUUGGUUCUCCUGGACAUCAGUCCCAAUUACGAUCCAUUGGGUUUGGCCAAUUUUGGCCGGUAUUCCAUUUGGCGCAGGAAACUGUCUGGUGUUUAUUUACGCCUCGAAUUAUAUUGCCGGCUCGUAUGGCAUCUACGCAGCAUCGGCUCUGGCCGGGAAUAGCGUCGUCCGAUCUUGUGUUGGUGGAACGUUGCCCCUUGCUGGCCCGAAGAUGUACGAAGCAAUGUCUCCGCAGUGGGCCGGCACAUUACUUGGGCUGGUACAGGUCGCUUUGAUUCCGAUCCCUUUUGUGUUUUAUAAAUAUGGUGACAGAAUCAGGGCUAGGAGUCCAUUGAUUAAGCAGAUGCGAGAGGAUGCCGAGAGAAUUCGGAAAAGGGCGGCUGCGGGAGAGAGGAGGAGGCAGAGGAAGGAGGAUGCUGAAAAGGGAGUACAACAACCAGAAAGAGUGGCGGUGGAGGGUUUGAGUGAUGAGAGACCGAAAGGACAUGCGGCUACUGUGGAGACGGAAAAGUUAUGAAGGAGAAGAAUAGAGGUUUGAGAGAUAAAUGAUACCCAGAUUAAUACGAGACAGAAAUAAUACAACCUAC
Cadophora gregata is the source of this 2317-nucleotide messenger RNA. RefSeq lists its product as uncharacterized. Gene Ontology annotation, biological process: transmembrane transport. Lineage: Eukaryota; Fungi; Ascomycota; Leotiomycetes; Helotiales; Ploettnerulaceae. Gene Ontology annotation, cellular component: membrane. Gene Ontology annotation, molecular function: transmembrane transporter activity. The record is from RefSeq and is a predicted model, not a curated record. The transcript is spliced from 4 exons. Bases 385 to 2247 code for a protein of 620 amino acids.